This is a messenger RNA of Hevea brasiliensis (rubber tree), 2036 nucleotides long. Its product is annotated as common plant regulatory factor 1. Gene Ontology annotation, molecular function: sequence-specific DNA binding; DNA-binding transcription factor activity. Bases 443 to 1717 code for a protein of 424 amino acids. The record is from RefSeq and is a predicted model, not a curated record. The transcript is spliced from 13 exons. Gene Ontology annotation, cellular component: nucleus. Lineage: Eukaryota; Viridiplantae; Streptophyta; Magnoliopsida; Malpighiales; Euphorbiaceae. Gene Ontology annotation, biological process: regulation of DNA-templated transcription.
CCAGCUCAACAACCAAAACAGCUCCAUAUCUAUACGGUAUACGCAUACACUUGUUCUAAAUACGACACGUGUCUGGUGAUGUGGAUGUUGUCUUGGCGCUCCCUUCCGUUCUCCUUCUUCAACCCCUCCUCUCUCCCUCUCUCCCCUGGGUUCCAUAAACCGAACUCACUUUUUUGUCUCUCUUUGCAGAGAGAGAAAAAUGCAGAAGCUGUGAAGUUACUUUAUGGUUUUUACCAAGUAAUUUGAGCUUUGGUGAAUAGUUAAAGAUUAUUCAAGCAUUGAAGUUUCUAAUAGCUUCUUAAUUUCUUAUUUUUUUUCCGGAAGGCGAAAAGAAGCAGAUUUGGGAUUUGAUAGUUAAAGGUGACUAAGUUUUCUAAACAAAGAGAAGCAAAAAUUGUUCUGCUUCUCCAAAUUAAUUAAGGAUUUCCUCCAGUGCUUGACCAUGGGAAACAAUGAAGAGGGAAAGUCCUCUAAGCCUGAUAAAUCAACUUCACCUGCACCAGUGGAUCAGACCAAUAUUCAUGUCUAUCCUGAUUGGGCGGCCAUGCAGGCAUAUUAUGGCCCUCGUGUCGCUCUGCCACCAUAUUAUAACUCAGCCAUGGCAUCUGGUCAUGCACCUCAUCCAUAUAUGUGGGGCCCACCACAGCCUAUGAUGCCACCUUAUGGAGCACCUUACGCAGCAGUGUAUUCACAUGGAGGAGUUUAUGCACAUCCAGCAGUUCCAAUUGGAUCACAUCCUCAUGUUCCUGGUGUCCCAUCGCCUCCUGCUGCUGCAACACCUGUGAGUGUAGAAACACCUACAAAGUCUAUUGGAAAUACGGAUCAAGGUUUAAUGAAGAAGUUGAAAAGAUUUGAUGGGCUUGCAAUGUCAAUAGGCAAUGUGAGUAGUAAUGCGGAGAGUGCUGAGGGUGGGGACCACGAGCUGUCUCAGAGUGUGGAGACUGAAGGUUCUAGUGAUGGAAGCGAUGGAAAUACGGCUGGGGGAAGGAAAAGGAGUCGGGAGGGGAAACCAACUAUUGGUGGAGAGAUGAAAACGGAGAUGCAGGCCAGUAUUGUUCCUACUGGGGAGGUCAAUGGAUCUUCUGAUAAGGUAUUGGGUGCUGCUGUCGCUUCUGCUGGUGUUUCAGGAAAAUCUCCAGGAUCUGUAGUUUCUCCUGGCACGAGCACAGCAUUGGAACUCAGGAACCCUCCUCUGAAUGCUGCUAAGACAAGUGCAACUAGCAUUCCACAACCUUGUCAAGUUCUGCCUUCUGAAGCCUGGUUACAGAAUGAGCGGGAGCUGAAACGGGAGAGGAGGAAACAAUCAAAUCGAGAAUCUGCUAGAAGGUCAAGAUUGAGGAAACAGGCUGAGACUGAAGAACUUGCUCAUAAAGUCGAAUCCUUGACCUCUGAGAAUUUGGCACUUAAAUCAGAAAUGAAACAAUUGACCGAGAAAUCCGAUAAGCUAAGGCUGGAAAAUACAGCAUUACUGGAGAAGCUCAAAAAUUCACAGUUAGGACGUACACAAGAGAUUAUUUUAAACAGCAGUGAGGAGCAACGUGCCUCAGCAGUUGGUACAGAGAACCUGCUGUCAAGAGUUAAUAAUUCUGCCUCUGUUGAUAGAAGCACGAGGGAAGAGGGGGAGCUUUAUGAGAGAAACUCAAACUCAGGCGCCAAGCUGCAUCAACUCUUGGGUGCAAGUCCAAGAGCAAGAGCCGAUGCCGUGGCUGCAAGUUAAUUUUAGAAAAUAGUUUGUCUAGAGGCAACCAUGUAGUUUUGGCAUAUUACAAGCCCAAAACUACUACUAACAGCUAGCAGAGGGAUGGAAUUUAGGGUUGUAAUCCUUCUCUUGGACGUUUGAUCCACUUGUAAGUUACUUUUGUCAUGGCAGGAGUGAUGUAAUUUUAUCAGAACUCUGCGUGCUGUAAUGGUCACUGAAAGGUAAUGUAAAUUGAAGAGAAUUAGAGAUUUGGUUCAGGGAUGUUGAAAAUUUCAACAUGCAUUUGUCUCUGAUGUAGACGUGUUUAUGAUACAUGUAUGGGAAGAGUACUUGAGAA